This is a messenger RNA of Phytophthora nicotianae INRA-310, 439 nucleotides long. RefSeq lists its product as hypothetical. Lineage: Eukaryota; Oomycota; Peronosporomycetes; Peronosporales; Peronosporaceae. The record is from RefSeq and is a predicted model, not a curated record. The transcript has 3 exons. The coding region runs from base 155 to 439 and encodes 94 amino acids.
AGAUUGUAAACGACCGAGCGCGUUGGACCAAGGCGGACAAUGUUCGAUAGAAAAGAGAGAGACUGGUGGUUGGUCGUCCGAAAGAAGAACCGACUUGGUGGUGAAAAGGAUAGACUAUACGUUUAUAGUGUCCGCGCGUCUUUGAACAUUGCAGAUGCCUGGAGGCAACAGCACGAAUACUACUACGACAAAUGUGAUUGGUACCGUUGAACAUGCCUUUGCAUCCGUUCGCCUUGUUAAGGCCAAUGUUUGUGCAGGUGGUGCGUGGUUAACAGAUUCGAAGAACAAUGUCCAGCUUGUGAGUGAGUGUUUUUGCGGCACUCCUAGUUGCAGUGGUGUUAUUGGCGUUCAACGGGAGAGCACGGAAGUCUACACGUUACCAGUGACAAAGCGUAAGAUGGUUCAGCUGACGAUGGAUCACUUUUUAGUGAAGCCCUAG